GUUUAACUCCGUCCGGCUUCUCUCCCACAUAAGUGCGUGCUGCCAAGCCAUGGAGGAGUCAAUGGACAUGGACAUGAGCCCCUUGAGGCCCCAGAACUAUCUUUUCGGUUGUGAACUAAAGGCUGACAGAGAUUAUCACUUCAAGGUGGAUAAUGAUGAAAAUGAGCACCAGUUAUCUUUAAGAAUGGUCAGUUUAGGGGCUGGAGCAAAGGAUGAGUUACACAUUGUUGAAGCAGAGGCCAUGAAUUAUGAAGGCAGUCCAGUUAAAUUAACACUGGCAACUUUGAAAAUGUCUGUACAGCCAACGGUUUUUCUUGGGGGCUUUGAAAUUACACCCCCUGGUCUUAGGUUGAAGUGUGGUUCAGGGCCUGUGCAUAUCAGUGGACAGCACUUAGUAGCUGUGGAGGAAGAUGCAGAGUCAGAAGAAGAAGAGGAGGAGGAGGUGAAACUCCUAAGUAUAUCUGGAAAGCGUUCUGCCCCUGGAAGUGGUAGCAAGUUUCGCCAGAAAAAAGUAAAGCUUGCUGCUGAUGAAGAUGAAGGUGAUGACGAUGACAAUGCUGAGGAGGAAGUUGAAGAAAAAGCUCCAGUAAAGAAAUCUGUACGAGAUACUCCAGCCAAAAAUGCACAAAAAUCGAACCAAAAUGGAAAAGACUCAAAACCGUCAACACCAAGAUCAAAAGGUCAAGAAUCCUUCAAAAAACAGGAAAAAACACCUAAAACACCGAAAGGACCUAGCUCUGUAGAAGACAUUAAAGCAAAAAUGCAAGCAAGUAUAGAAAAAGGUGGUUCCCUUCCCAAAGUGGAAGCCAAGUUUAUCAAGUAUGUGAAGAAUUGUUUCCGGAUGACUGACCAGGAGGCUCUUCAAGAUCUCUGGCAGUGGAGGAAGUCUCUUUAAGAAAAUAGUUUAAACGGUUUGUUAAAAAUUUUCCGUCUUAUUUCAUUUCUGUAACAGUUGAUAUCUGGCUGUCCUUUUUAUAAUGCAGAGUGAGAACUUUCCCUACCGUGUCUGAUAAAUGUUGUCCACGUUCCAUUGCCAAGAAUGUGUUGUCCAAAAUGCCUGUUUAGUUUUUAAAGAUGGAACUCCACCCUUCGCUUGGUUGUAAGUAU
Messenger RNA from Bubalus bubalis (water buffalo), 1107 nucleotides. RefSeq names its product nucleophosmin-like. Gene Ontology annotation, cellular component: ribonucleoprotein complex; cytoplasm; nucleoplasm. NCBI's taxonomy places the organism in Eukaryota, Metazoa, Chordata, Mammalia, Artiodactyla, Bovidae. The record is from RefSeq and is a predicted model, not a curated record. Gene Ontology annotation, molecular function: RNA binding; chromatin binding; histone binding. Gene Ontology annotation, biological process: ribosomal large subunit export from nucleus; chromatin remodeling; regulation of centrosome duplication.